UCCUACUGCGUAUGCAAGAGUCUAAGACCUAAAAGUCCAAGAACACCACCAGGGUUUUCAUCAACUGCUAGCCAUGGUCGCCGGCAUAGAAGCUCUCCUUGACCCGACCGUGCUCUCCCUCUUCCUCUCGCUCCCAACGCCGGUGCCAAAGAAGGAGGACUACGUUGCCAUCUGCCUCGCAGCGCUCCCCGGCACCCAAGGAAGCGGCCUCAAGGCUGCACUCGGGCAGGAGGGGCACGAGAAGUGGAGCCAGCACCCUGCGCCCUCACCGGCGGAGGAGCUCCGGUUCCGGUGCACGGUCUGCGGGAAGGCGUUCGCGUCGUACCAGGCGCUCGGUGGCCACAAGUCCAGCCACCGCAAGCCUCCCACCGGGAAGCAGUACGCCGCUGCUCUCGGCGCUGCAGCCCAGGCGUCCGUGGGUGACUCCGAUGAGACGGCGCCGUCGGGAUCGGGAGGCAUUAGCGGUGGUCCGCACCGGUGCACCAUCUGCAGGAGGAGCUUCGCCACGGGCCAGGCGCUCGGCGGGCACAAGCGGUGCCACUACUGGGACGGUACGUCGGUGUCAGUCUCUGUGUCUGCGUCGAUGUCGGUGUCCGGGAUGGGAUCGUCGGCUGUCACCGUGAGGAAUUUUGACCUGAACCUGAUGCCAAUGCCGGAGAGCGCCGGGAUAAAGAGGUGGGCCGAGGAGGAGGAGUUGCAGAGUCCACUGCCAGCCAAAAAGCUCCGGUCGUCUGUUUAACUGAGCUCGUGUUGAUCGGUUCAUGUAAAAAAGGGAGCAACCCAAUGGAUGUUCGUUAAUUUGUUCGAUUAAUUGAUUCGUUUAUUUCCAGUAGUUAGUUGGUAUGUUUUGGCGGCGUCAAAUGUUUUGAUCAGGAGCUAGAUAUAUACACGCAUGUGCUGUGUAUCAUUUUUAUGUUUACUUCUUUUGAUGUUUCUCAAAAUGUUCAUUUAUUCAUGAAAUUGUGAGGAAAAAAAUCAUUCGUUUAUCAGAA
Molecule: messenger RNA, 992 nt
Organism: Phragmites australis (common reed)
Lineage: Eukaryota; Viridiplantae; Streptophyta; Magnoliopsida; Poales; Poaceae
Product: zinc finger protein 36-like
Exons: 1
Coding region: 74-739 (221 amino acids)
Molecular function (GO): DNA-binding transcription factor activity
Source: RefSeq, a predicted model, not a curated record